Molecule: messenger RNA, 5636 nt
Organism: Scatophagus argus
Lineage: Eukaryota; Metazoa; Chordata; Actinopteri; Scatophagidae
Gene: pparab
Product: peroxisome proliferator-activated receptor alpha b
Exons: 7
Coding region: 276-1685 (469 amino acids)
Biological process (GO): hormone-mediated signaling pathway; regulation of lipid metabolic process; cell differentiation
Cellular component (GO): nucleus
Molecular function (GO): zinc ion binding; RNA polymerase II cis-regulatory region sequence-specific DNA binding; nuclear receptor activity
Source: RefSeq, a predicted model, not a curated record
CUGUCAGUCAUGAGGUCACUUCCGGCGGGUGUGAGCUCCGGAGCUCUGCUUUGUAUGGACAUGGUGGGGGAUUUUUGACAGCGCCAGUUGGGAAACAAACAAGGACGUGGUUAGGAUCGGGGACUAUUUUUUUUCUGGUCCCUUCUCGCUCCUCGAUCUCGCACCCACCGAUUCUCAACCGAUCGAGAUUCUUUCGAGGAUAUGGCGGCUUCGGAUCGGGCUGUCUGUUGUGAGUCUGAUGAGUGAGAGUGCCGGUAGCCAGCUCCUCCACAGUGAUGGUCGACAUGGAAAGCCACUACCAUCCCCCUUCUCCCCUGGAGGACUCGGUGCUGGGGAGCCCCCUGUGCGCUGAUGAUGACUUCAUGGGCGGCAUGGAGGAGCUCCAGGACAUCUCCCAGUCCAUCGACAAUGAUACCCUCAGCUCCUUCGAUGUCCCUGAAUACCAGUCCUCCAGCAAUGGCUCUGAAGGUUCUGCUGUUUUAGAUGCCCUGACGCCAGCAUCCAGCCCGUCGUCGGUUGUUUACGGGCUGGCAGCUUGCCAGGAGGAGUUCUCGGCCUCCUCCUCAUCGCUCAACCUGGAGUGUCGAGUCUGUGCUGACCGCGCCUCAGGCUACCACUAUGGAGUCCACGCCUGCGAGGGCUGUAAGGGAUUUUUUCGGCGGACCAUCCGUCUGAAGCUGGAGUACGACAAGUGUGAACGCCGCUGCAAGAUCCAAAAGAAGAACCGCAACAAGUGCCAAUACUGCCGCUUCCAGAAGUGCCUGUCAGUGGGCAUGUCCCAUAACGCUAUCCGUUUUGGCCGGAUGCCCCAGUCAGAGAAGCUAAAGCUGAAGGCGGAGAUGGUAACAGGGGACAGGGAGGUGGAAGACCCCCAGCUGGCCGACCAGAAGACGCUGGCCAGGCAGAUUUAUGAGGCCUACCUCAAGAACUUCAACAUGAACAAGGCCAAGGCUCGAACCAUUCUCACGGGCAAGACCAGCACCCCUCCUUUUGUCAUCCAUGACAUGGAGACCUUACAGCUGGCAGAGCAGACCCUGGUGGCAAAGAUGGUUGGCUCAGUGGGAACGCUGAAGGACAAGGAGGCAGAAGUCCGGAUUUUCCACUGCUGCCAGUGCACGUCGGUGGAAACCGUCACCGAGCUCACAGAGUUUGCAAAAUCAGUCCCUGGGUUCUCGAGCCUGGACCUCAAUGAUCAGGUGACUCUUUUAAAAUAUGGUGUGUACGAGGCCCUCUUCGCCAUGCUCGCCUCCAGCAUGAACAAGGAUGGGCUUCUCGUGGCUUAUGGCUCAGGCUUCAUUACCCGGGAAUUCCUCAAGAGCCUGCGGCGGCCGUUCAGUGACAUGAUGGAGCCAAAGUUUCAGUUUGCAAUGAAGUUUAACGGGCUGGAGCUGGAUGACAGUGACCUGGCUCUCUUUGUGGCCACCAUCAUCUGCUGUGGAGACCGACCAGGCCUGGUGAAUGUGGCGCACAUUGAGCGAAUGCAGGAGAGCAUUGUGCAGGUGCUACAGCUCCAUCUGCUGGCCAAUCACCCUGACGACACUUUCCUCUUCCCCAAGCUGCUGCAGAAACUGGCUGACCUCCGGCAGCUGGUCACUGAGCACGCACAGCUGGUGCAGGAGAUCAAAAAGACAGAGGACACCUCACUUCACCCACUCCUGCAGGAGAUCUACAGAGACAUGUACUAAGGGCUGUGAGGAAUAACCAGGAGAUGCGCUUUGCAAACCAUCUCCUUUUUUUCAGGGACAGAAGAAGAAAAAGAAAAGUCCUCCAUAAGCUAGGCUGAACCACUUACACCCCCUGUAAUGCAGCAAGUGUUGGCUUUGGCUUGUGGUCAGCACAAGAGGUCCUGUUCGUAGUUAGUCGUUCUCUUGGUGAACACAGUGCCGUCCACUCUACUGUGUGGACCUUCAGAGGCAGAAAGUCAUGUAUGCAAAGGUGUGAUGUACAGGUGAUUGGGCCCAUACCUACAUAUACCACCUCUUGGAUAUAAACUCUAAAUGCUAAUUUGAAGCCGCUGAGGUGGGAUCCGUGGUUACCCCCAUACUGCCCCUUAACAAGCCCUAAAAUGAGGAAAGAAAGUGAACAUGAUAUUUGCCACUCCAGCAGUAUGCUUGAAAGUAGAUUUUUAUAAUGAUGUCAAAGAGCCAUAUACCCUCACAGUGUACGACACCCAGUGACUUCAGUGGCAGCACCAACAUUAAAACAGAGAUGAUACGGUUUUUUUAAGCAAGGCAGCUUCUGACAAAUUGGCUGUCAAUAAAGGGCAAGGAUGGUUCUCCAUCCACCAGCCCUCCAGCAUGUUCUUCACCAUUUUAUAUCCAGAAACACAACUGUGAUGCCACCAGGCUCCUGAACAUAAUCACUUGUUUGUACUGUAAGUUUUCUAAGCCAUACUUUGUUUGUGACGAUACUGGAAAUGAUCAAUGUCUUUCAUAUCCGUUUCUCUUCCUCGCAAGACAACAUCGAGACUUGGUGUGGAUUAUCUUCACUCAGCUUGUCCACAAACAGAAAAGGGCAAUAAUAUAUUAUAUAUAUCAGAAUAAGGCAGCAAAAUCAAAAGAGAAGAAAGUCUGAAGAAAGAAAAUUUGAAGUUCUUCAAGAUUGAAAUGAUCACAGACAAGAGAUUGGCUGUGCACAUGCACCAUGAUGCACAUCUGAAGCACACACAUGCUUGCAAUACGCUGACAUGACAGGAUUUUGUAUUGGACCUCUGUUAAAUGCCUUUUUCACAAAACACAUGCACAGACGUUUGGCACUCCAUCCUGUUUUGUGUCCUGGUAUUCAAGGGCUAACACCAAGAUAAACCGCAUUACAACCUUAAUACAGGCAGACUGGAAAGCGGAUUUUCUAGAAAUGAAUUCAUCUGUUUUUUAAAUUCUCGCUUAGUAAAGUCCUGUUCUUCUCAUUAGUUUCUCUCAGUUAGGUGUGUUGUGUCUCCUUCUCCUGUCAGUCUGUCUGCCUUUUAUUGUGUUUCCCUGGCUGUGUGUGUUCCUCAUAACACAUGCCGCUGAUUGCUGCAGAUUUAAGAUUCAGGGGUCUUAUGUGUGCAUUUUUAUAUGACAGCAAGUGCAAACAUUCUUUUUUCAUUCAUAGAAAUAAAUAAUGGAUGAAUGGCCUCAUAGAUUAAACCAAACAGUUUGACAUUUUACAUCAUCAGAAACCAUUUUGGGUGAAAAGAUUUCUGUCUUGUUCUUGUAGUUUCCUGGUCAUUUUUGGUUUUUGGUUAGAAAAUCAAAGGACAAACACAAACACAGAGAUAAAUCAGACUUUUUCAACAGUUUGUCAAGUGUCUGCUGAUGGAUUAAGACCAAAUACAUUUUCCCACGAGAUCCUUUUGUCAGGAUGAUAACGGUGUGUGUGAAGAUGCCACUCCAGUAUUUUGUUGUCAUACUGCCUUUUUUUUUUGUAGAAAGCCAACAUGAACUACACAGAAGACUUACAGUGGGGGAAUAUUGAUAAGGAAAUGAUGAAAGCAUGCGCGGCUGAUGUGUUUUCAUAAGAUAUAUGUAAAUCUGUAAGAGAAUGCUCCCCUCCCCCCCGUCCAUUUGCUUAGCCAACCAAAAUCUCCUAAAAUCAUUAUGAAUUUGUUGAAUUUAAGUCACAAGAAAUGGACCUUGUGGUUAUAAUAACAUCAUAUUGUAUAAACUGAGCAUCAUGUACAUAGCUGAAAUGAUCACGGUGACUGUUCGCUCUAGCUUUUAACCCAUGAGGUAUACAAGGUACUAAUGAUGAUCAACUUUUGUAUUCCUCUCUUUGGUAAAUACUUUUAAAUGUUUGAACUUUUACAGUAAAUGUAGUUAUGUACUGUAUGUUCUUUUUUGCUUAAAUGCCACAUACUUGUGUUUUAAUUGAAUUGGAUAGUAUUUUUAUACUAAAGUAUAUAUGUAUGACUAAAUCAGAUAAUUGUUUAUUUGAAAUGGCACGACUGAAGAGUGCAGUGUAAAUAGAUUUAAGGGUAACAGGGCAACUGGUAAUCUGAGUAUCCAUAAAUCUGAAUCCCAUUGGGGACAUUCCUUUUUGUUAAUCGCUAUCUUUAGGUAGAGAACCAUCAGUGCUGCAGUCUGCAUUCGGUUCAUUCAACUUCGUUUCACCUACAUGUCAAAUUAAGCUAUUGUGAUUUGAAACUGAAAGCACUUGUGGGCUACUCGCUCGCAACUUCGGGUAGCUGAUGAAAAUCUGACCUUUGUAACCUUUUUCAGUGCAGUGAAAACUACAUUUAUCAUUUGAAAGGUGAAGCUACAGCUCAGCACUGACCAUACAAUGCUGAUUUCCUCCUCUUACACUCUGUUCUCAGGUUGCACAUCAGAAAAAAAACAAAUGGGUAAUAUGCACAGAAUUUCACCAUUGUUACCAGAAAUCUUCCGUAGUUGCCUCCUCUCAACAAACAAACUUUUAAUUUCUGUUUCUUUUUUUUUUUGACACAUUAGACCCCACUGAUUAAAUACAGAAACUGAAUGCAGUCAUAAUUUGCCACAUUAUACAUGUUGUACAUGUUAUUACAGUAAAUAAGACGCAGUAAUGAAAAUGCAGUAUAUUUUGUUUUACAGUCUUGUCUUUGUCUCUGUUUUGUCAGACUUUUCUCUCCUCACUCGCUGCUAUAUUGUACUAACUCACCAAGCAUUUCUUAUGCCAUGAGUAGAUUACUGACCUUCAAGCUGCCUCUCCUUACUUAUUAUAUCUUCUCACAGAAUGUCAAUCCCACAUGCAGAAUUCAUUCAUUCAUAGCAGCUUGGUUCUUCCCCUCGCAGCUUCCUGAGCCUUGGGGAUCCCAGCUAUGCUUCGGGGUUAGCCACAAACAAGCCGUGCCUUAGCGUGUGCCCAUGCCAUAAAACACCAGAGAUUCAGAAAACACACUUGACUUGUGUGUGCACACACACUUUUAGAGUGGUCAACAGUCCGUGUCGUCAGCUGGCGUUAGCUUCUCGUGACACGAUGCGUCCACACAGACAGGAAAUGAUGUCACAGCAGAUCAAGGAAACUAUCUUGUGUACAGCAGAGGUUCAGAAGUGCUGUUGAAGCUUCAUUUUACAGAACUCGGCAGUAACAAUGAAGGGUUUGCUUUAAAAAAAAAGACAGACUAAACAGAAGAUGUUUGAAACACUAGAGCUACGCCGCAGAGGAGAGGUCGUGCAAAUUUGUGAUGUCUGCUUACCCUUAGGAAUGUCUGUUUUGUGUUGAACUGACAAGGGACUUUUUAACUUAUAUCAGGGAAACCUAGUCUUCCUUUGUUGAACUAGCUCAGGAUAUAGAAAGAUAAUAUUUCUCCCUCUGUCUCUCUUUUUUUCCUGGUAUGACUUUUAGUUCUCUGUCUUACAGCACACAAACGGCAAAAACAAUUCUGAUUAGUAUGACCUUUAUUUUCCAAACUGAUGAUGAUGAUGUUAUCAGGGAGCAGCAGUCAUAGGAAUUGUUUUUUUGAUUUUUUUUUUUCCCUCCUAGAUUUUAUGGAGUUGUUUUUGUGGCUAUAGUGUUGUGCGAAGAGACAACAGAGACUGUCUUCGGAUGUGUUGUUAAUGUGUACUGUGGCGUGAUAACAAUACUGUAAAUGUUUGAUGAAUGUAUAACUAGUCAUUUAAACAAUGGGAUAAGUUGACAUUGAAUGGAUUUCAAAAUAAAAUGAUUUUUAAAACCCACCA